Amoebophrya sp. A25 is the source of this 172-nucleotide messenger RNA. Lineage: Eukaryota; Dinophyceae; Syndiniales; Amoebophryaceae. The record is from the annotation of a GenBank genome assembly.
AUCGCCGUUGCAGACGACAUUUACAGGGAAAAAGACCCAGCUGGAAUCGAUAAGAAGCUGAAAGAAAUCAGCAGUAAAGGAUCAUCAGCGAUGCUGCAGUUGUUGAUUUUGCGCAGUACUAGUGAGGGAAUACCUGAGAAGAUGCGAGAACAAGCGGAAGUCAACGUUUUGC